Molecule: messenger RNA, 231 nt
Organism: Cercopithifilaria johnstoni
Lineage: Eukaryota; Metazoa; Nematoda; Chromadorea; Rhabditida; Onchocercidae
Source: the annotation of a GenBank genome assembly
AUGCCUGAUUGGUGGCGAGACAGGACGCUCGGUCGAGCAGUAACAAGGGAGAAAGUGAAGAUGGAGGAGGAGGAGGAGGAGGAGGAGGGGGAGGAGGAGGACAGAACUAUUGUAGCAGUAUCUAUUAAGAGUCGUGGAAAGAAACCUGAUAUAUCUCAUCCGGUAUCGAUCCGUAUAUGGAAUGGAUGGACAAAGCGUGAACCGCUGCUGGCACAUACUCAAUGGCACUAG